Grus americana (Whooping crane) is the source of this 2715-nucleotide messenger RNA. It is a transcript of the gene PLCXD2, whose product is annotated as phosphatidylinositol specific phospholipase C X domain containing 2. Gene Ontology annotation, biological process: lipid metabolic process. NCBI's taxonomy places the organism in Eukaryota, Metazoa, Chordata, Aves, Gruiformes, Gruidae. Bases 114 to 1034 code for a protein of 306 amino acids. The record is from RefSeq and is a predicted model, not a curated record. Gene Ontology annotation, molecular function: phosphoric diester hydrolase activity. The transcript has 4 exons.
GCACCUGUUACAUAAGAGGGGCGGGCAGCUCCUGCUGGCCCCGACCCCGCUGACCCUCGCCGCUGUGGCACGACCCGGCCCGGCCCUACCCGGCCCGGCUUCCCAGGCCGGGGAUGAGGCCGCCGGCCGGGAGGGAGGGCGGCCUCCGCCGGCGGCGGAGGCGGUGGGCCGCCGCCGGGACCAUGGCGGAGAGCAACGCGGACUGGAUGGGCUCGCUGCCGGCGGCGCUGCGCUCCUACCCGCUCUCCAACCUGGCCAUCCCGGGGUCACAUGAUUCUUUCAGCUACUGGGUUGAUGAGAAAUCUCCUGUGGGACCAGACCAAGCCACAGCCAUCAAACGUUUGGCCAGAAUUUCUUUGGUUAAAAAGAUCAUGAAGAAAUGGUCAGUGACUCAAAAUCUAACUUUCAAAGAGCAGUUGGAAGGUGGGAUCCGCUACUUUGAUCUUCGUGUAUCUUCCAAACCUGGGGAAACAGGACAAGAGAUUUACUUCAUACAUGGCUUGUUUGGCAUCAAAGUACGGGAUGGGCUGAAAGAGAUCAACACUUUUCUUGAGCAGCACCCCAAGGAAGUAAUCUUCUUGGAUUUCAAUCACUUCUACGCCAUGGAUGACAGCCAUCACUACUUCUUGAUCAACAGGAUCCGCUCAGCAUUUGGAUCCAAACUUUGUUCCGUUGAAUGUGUAGAAUACGUGACGUUACAGUACAUGUGGGAGAAGAAACACCAGGUUCUCAUAUUCUACCACUACCCUUUGUAUCGGGAAUACCCCUUCCUCUGGCCAGGGAGUAAAAUGCCGGCACCAUGGGCUAAUACAACCAAUGUGCACAAACUGUUACAGUUCCUAGAGACCACCCUUGAGGAACGCAGUCGUUAUGGGACUUUUCAUGUUUCUCAAGCAAUUCUCACACCUCGAGUGAAAACUAUUGCACGGCAUCUAAUUCGUGGUCUGAAGAACACACUUGUUCAUAGCAAGUGGUAUGCUUUUGCAGUCCCAGAAGUUGUUGAUGGAAGUAAGAAAAUUCCAGGUGAAGUAUAAAUCAUGGAGUUUUUAGUCUCCUUCCUGUUUACAGAUACUAAUCUAGCAGAAGAUAAUUAAAUCCAAAUGAUGUUUGCCACAAUGUAUUCAGGUCGCCACUCCAGCUUGCGCUUUGUCCACAUCUGUGCGGUCAGCAUUAGACACUAGAUGGUGCUCAGGUGCUUUAAGACUGACGUUUGCUGUCACAAAUUGCACACAUGUAAAUAUGUGUGCUUGGUGGGGAUACUUAACAGAAAGCACAGAUGUAACUUAUGUCUGUGUACUGCACAUUGAAUGUACUGCUGUCUCAUGAUUAAAGGAAAGAUGGUACUGAAUUUCUAUUUUUGAAAUAGUAAACAAUAAUCUAAUUUCAUGGAAUGGGCAAGCAGGUUUGUUUCAAGUGGCUCCUGGUACAGAUCUGGGCUGUAAGCCACUGGUAGGCUGGAAUCCUGCCUUUGCUCCAUCCCUUUCCCUCAGCCCCUUUGUUACCACUUGUUAGAAAGUAAACUGUGAAAAUUUAAAAUAGAUGCUACUGUUUGCUAAAACAUGAUUGCUUGUAUACAUUUACACAUGCUAGCUGGUUUGUAUGUGUAAAUCUGUCUUUGCAGUUCUGUGUAGAUGUCUGCCUUCUUGUAUGGAAAUUUUGCCCUGGAUAUGAAUAUUUAAGUGUACUUGUGCUCUUGCUGAAGGAGAAAUGUGCAACAUUCACACUUAGGUGGCUAAAGUAUGGUGUGUCCCUUGACGGGGACAGUAAUUAUACCGUCACUCAAGUUCUCUUGGUUCGUGAUAAGACUCUUUUUCUGGAACAAGAGCCGUAGGAUGAUUUUAGGGUUUUUGUUGUUUUUUCUUCCUCAUCCUGUUAGCCAAUUUGCUUGCCUACCAUCUUCACAUAUAAUUUUGUGUGCAUAUUAUGGCAUUAAUUUAAAUACUUCUAAUAUAUUUAGUCAUUUGUCCCUAACUGUGCUGCAAACAGUGGCGUUUACAUGUUAGAGUGCAAAAAAUCUUAUGCAGACCCUAGACUUGGACUAUGUACAAGAAAUUAUUUGAAAUUUCUCCCCACAGUAGAAUUUCUAACUCCAUUUAACUCAAUUCCUGACACACCUCACCUUUCUCUGGUUACAGUGAUGUAUGGUGGAAUGUUCAGCCCCUAUAGAGCUGAGGGCUCAAUUCUGGGUUUGGUUUCCCUGAUCCCAUUGCUCUGGCUGGGUCUGGAGGCUGAAAGGAGUGCGGUAGAAAUGCAGUGUGCUGCCCCCAACACCUUCCUUCUUGCUGACCAUAAGGCAGAGGUGGGCGGGGGAACAUCUUGGGCCAGAUGCAGCCUUGCUUUCUGCUGUACUGAAGUCUACUGUGAAAUUAAGCUUUUAGUUCAACAUGUACUUGGGUAAAAACAAACCAGGAUGGAGGAAAUGGUAGUGCAACAUCAAAUCCUGAAGCACAGUCUAUUCAGUGAAUACAGAAUUCACAAAUGUUAUUUUGUAUGCAUGUGAUAGAAAUAUUGGUCAAUCAGUCAUCAAUAUAAAACUAUUUGAUAGCUAAUGACCAUGUGCUGUGUUAAGCACUCUUCUCAUCAGUUGGUUGCAUUUUCGGUGGCAGUCAAAACCUGACCACAAAUGUGAGAUAAUAAUGUAAUUUGUAAACACGUGUUGUAUUUGAACUUGAGUAUGUAUAGAGAAAAGUCUUAAAAUGUUUAAUUUUCUUUAUU